UCAUGUAAAAGAUUUUUUUGAAUAUAAAACUAUAAUUAAUAAAGUGCGCGAGAACUCCCAAAAAGGUGUUGAAGUAUCUCAGUGUGAAGGAUAUAUUGAAAGCAAUUUAAAUGGCUAUUUAGAUGAAGAAGAUGGCUCUUUUAAUAAAGGUUGUGCCAAUGCUUUAAGCCAUAUAUCAGAUAUUAGAUAUGGUCCCAAAAGUAAUACAUUACCUGGAUUUUGUGAAUAUACCAAUUACUGGUUCUAUGGCAAGUUGAAAUCAACUUAUAAAAUUAAAUAUUAUAAGAUAUUGCUAGACUUUUUUAAAGGACUUGGCAAUUUCGAAGAUUGCAUAGAGUAUACGGAAUCUAUUGACGACCCUAAAUAUAAUUACCUUAAUAAAUUAGAUGAAUUGUAUGACAACUUUUAUAAUUUUGAAAAACAAUCUUCAACUGAAGAUCAGAAUCGUUGUGUAAAAGGUGAAAUAUGUGCCCAAGAAUAUAAGAAACACGGGAGCACAUGUAAGGGGAAUGGCAACAAUAGAUUUUGUAAUGAGUUACAAAAUUUUCGAAAUUUAUUUAAUAAUCAUCUUAAAUUAAUAAAAAAGUGCGAUAAAAUAGAAGAUUUACCAUCUUUCCAAGGAUCUCCACUAGCUGCUACCAUUUCAAUUCCAGUUUCUGUAAUGUCAGUAAUAUCAUUCUUUUCAUUUAUUACGUAUAAGGUGGGUAAAUUUUUUGUACAAAAGUGA
This is a messenger RNA of Plasmodium cynomolgi strain B, 727 nucleotides long. RefSeq lists its product as hypothetical. The annotation marks the transcript as partial. NCBI's taxonomy places the organism in Eukaryota, Apicomplexa, Aconoidasida, Haemosporida, Plasmodiidae. The transcript has a single exon. The record is from RefSeq and is a predicted model, not a curated record.